AUGGGUGCUCUUUCUGGUGGAGAGACGUGCAUCAAAUACUUGAUGUUUGCCUUCAACCUGGUGUUCUGGCUUGCAGGCACCGCUGUAUUAUGUGUAGGCCUGUGGCUGCGAUUAGACCCGAAGACCAAAAGCCUGUUUGAAGGACCAGACUCUCCGUAUGUGUUUUACACAGGAGUCUACAUCUUGAUCGGAGCUGGAGCACUUAUGAUGGUGGUGGGCUUCCUGGGAUGUUGUGGGGCCAUUCAGGAAUCGCCCUGCAUGCUGGGACUGUUCUUCUUCUUCCUGCUAAUCAUAUUUGCCAUUGAGGUAGCAGCUGGAAUCUGGGGAUUUUCAAACCAAACCAAGGUGGUUGAUGACAUAACGAAGUUCUACAUGCGGACUUACAACGAAUAUCAGACAACAAAAGAUGAGCGCCUCAAAGAGACACUGCGUGUGAUUCAAACCGAGCUGAACUGCUGUGGUCCAAAAGGCAGCGCUGAAGAAACUGACAAAGAGACUUGUCCUCGUGGGGAGCCUCUCGAGGAGCUUAUUAUGAAGAGCUGCCCUGAUGCCAUCGAUGACGUGUUUGACUCCAAGUUACACAUCAUUGGAGGUGUGGGCGUCACCAUUGGGGUAAUCAUGGUGUUCGGGAUGAUCUUUAGCAUGCUCCUAUGCUGCGCCAUCAGGAAGUCUCGGGAGGUG
Messenger RNA from Menidia menidia (Atlantic silverside), 681 nucleotides. The record is from the annotation of a GenBank genome assembly. NCBI's taxonomy places the organism in Eukaryota, Metazoa, Chordata, Actinopteri, Atheriniformes, Atherinopsidae.